Messenger RNA from Mandrillus leucophaeus (drill), 2919 nucleotides. Its product is annotated as oral-facial-digital syndrome 1 protein-like. Gene Ontology annotation, biological process: epithelial cilium movement involved in determination of left/right asymmetry. The transcript has 2 exons. The record is from RefSeq and is a predicted model, not a curated record. Gene Ontology annotation, molecular function: protein binding. Gene Ontology annotation, cellular component: centrosome; ciliary basal body. Bases 1 to 2919 code for a protein of 972 amino acids. NCBI's taxonomy places the organism in Eukaryota, Metazoa, Chordata, Mammalia, Primates, Cercopithecidae.
AUGGCUCAGUCGAACAUGCUCCCCGUGGCUGAUGUGUUGAGUCAAGAUGAACUGCGCAAAAAGCUAUACCAGACAUUUAAGGAUCGGGGUAUACUGGACACGCUCAAGAUACAACUUCGCAACCAGCUAAUUCAUGAGCUGAUGCAGCCUGUAUUGAGUGGAGAACUGCAAACUCGGUCCAUUUCAGUGCAAGGGAGCUCCCUCUUAAUAAGUGCCUCUAACUCUUUAGUGGCAGAUCACUUACAAAGAUGCGGCUAUGAAUAUUCACUUUCUGUUUUCUUUCCAGAAAGUGGUUUGGCAAAAGAAAAGGUAUUUACUAUGCAGGAUCUAUUACAACUCAUUAAAAUCAACCCUACUUCCAUUCUCUACAAAUCACUGGUUUCAGGAUCUGAUAAAGAAAACCAAAAAGGUUUUCUUAUGUAUUUUUUAAAAGAAUUGGCAGAAUAUCAUCAAGCUAAAGAGAGUUGUAAUAGGGAAACUCAGACAAGUUUGACAUUUAGCAGAGAUUCUCUGGCUGAGAAGCUUCAGCUUAUUGAUGAUCAGUUUGCAGAUGCUUACCCUCAGCGUGUCAAGUUCGAGUCUUUAGAAAUAAAACUAAAUGAAUAUAAGAGAGAAAUAGAAGAGCAACUUCGGGCAGAAAUAUGCCAAAAAUUGAAGUUUUUUAAAGAUACUGAGAUAGCAAAAAUUAAAAUGGAAGCGAAAAAAAAGUAUGAGAAGGAAUUAGCCGUGUUCCAGAAUGAUUUUGAGAAAGCUUGUCAAGCAAAAUCUGAAGCCCUCGUUAUUCGGGAAAAGAGUACCCUUGAGAGAAUUCAAAAGCACCAAGAGAUUGAAACAAAAGAGAUUUAUGCUCAAAGGCAACUUUUACUAAAAGAUAUGGAUUUGCUAAGAGGAAGAGAAGCAGAGCUGAAGCAAAGAGUUGAAGCUUUUGAACUGUAUCAACUUGAACUAAAGGAUGACUACAUCAUUAGAACUAAUCGACUGACUGAAGAUGAAAGGAAGAAUAAAGAAAAAGCAGUUCAUUUGCAAGAGGAGCUCAUAGCUUUUAAUUCAAAAAAGGAAGAACUCAAUCAAUCUGUAAAUCGCAUAAAAGAACUUGAGCUUGAGUUAGAGUCUGUCAAAGCCCAGUCUUUGGCAAUAACAAAACAAAACCAUAUGCUGAAUGAAAAGGUUAAAGUGAUGAGUGAUUAUUCACUACUAAAAGAAGAGAGACUGGAGCUUCUGGCACAAAAUAAAUUACUUAAACAACAACUGGAAGAGAGUAGAAAUGAAAACUUGCGUCUCCUAAACCGCCUCGCUCAGCCAGCUCCUGAACUUGUGGUCUUUCAGAAACAACUACAGAAAGCAGAAAAGGCAAUAGUGGUUGAGCAUGAGGAGUUCGAAAGCCGCAGGCAAGCUCUGCACAAACAACUGCAAGAUGAAAUUGAGCAUACUGCACAGCUGAAGGCCCAGAUACUAGGUUACAAAGCUUCCGUAAAGAGGUUAACUAUUCAGGUUGCCGAUUUAAAAUUGCAACUGAAGCAAACUCAGACAGCCCUAGAGAAUGAAGUGUACUGCAAUCCAAAGCAGUCUGUGAUCCAUCAUUCUGCCAAUGGAUUAAUAAAUGACAACAUGGUGCUUCACAAUGGUGAGAUAUGUGGGGACUUCUUGAGCAAUCCUUUUAAACAGGAAAAUGUUCUAGCAGGUAUGGUUGCAUCAAGGAUCACAAAUUAUCCAAAUACAGGGAUGGAGGGUAGUUCCCCUGAUUCUGACCUUCAGUUUGUCGCCAAUACUAAUGCAAGGGUCAAAGAGCUUCAGCAAGAGGCCGAACGCCUGGAAAAGGCUUUCAGAAGUUACCAUCGGAGAGAUAUUAAAAACUCUGCCACAGGCCCACUACCAGCAAAGAGCCCACCAUCUCUGCACUUGCUGGAAGCCUUCAAAAACAUUACUUCCAGUUCCCCGGAAAGACAUAUUUUUGCAGAGGACAGAGUGGUCUCUGAGCAGCCUCAAGUGGGCACACUUAAAGAAGAAAGGAAUGACAUCUUGGAAGCACUGACAGGCAGUGCAGCCUCAAGGCUACGUGGGGGCACUUCCUCCAGACGCCUCUCCUCCACAUCCCUUCCAGAAGCAAAAAGAAGCCUUGAAAGUGAAAUAUAUCUGGAAGGUCUGCACAGAUCACACAUUGCUUCCCCCAGUCCUUGUACUGACAGAAUGCCCCUGUCAUCACCCACUGAGUCUAGGCACAACUUCUCCAUCCCUCCCUUCUCCAGCCCUCCGAGGCAGAAAGCUGGUCAUUAUCAGAGACAAAAUGAACUUCAAGACAAAAGUGAAUUUUCAGAUGUGGACAAGCUAGCUUUUAAGGAUAAUGAGGAAUUUGAAUCAUCUUUUGAAUAUGCAGGGAACAUGCCAAGGCAGUUUGAAAUGGAUGAGCCCUCUCCUGCCGGGGAUAUGCUUCAUAUGGGUGCUGCUGCAGCUGCUGUUCCCCUCUCAUAUCAGCACCCAAAUGUAGAUCAGAAACAAACUGAAGAACAAAAGGAAGAAGAAAAAAUAUGGGAACAGCAAGUGAAAGAACGAAAGCAGAGAGAAGAAAGAAGGCAGAGUAACCUACAAGAAAUUUUAGAAAGGGAACGAAGAGAACUAGAAAAACUGUAUCAGGAAAGGAGGAUGACUGAAGAAUCACUGAAGAUUGAAAUGGAAAAUGAAUUAGAAAUGGCAAAUGAAUUAGAAAUGAGUAAUCAAGAAAUGAAAGACAAAUCUGCUCACAGUGAAAAUCCUUUAGAGAAAUACAUCAAAAUAAUCCAGCAGGAGCAAGACCAGGAGUCGGCAGGUAAGAGCUCAAAAAUGAUGGUCCAGGAAGGCUCCCUACUGGACACACUGCAAUCUAGUGACAAAGUCGAAAGUUUAACAGGCUUUUCUCAUGAAGAACCAGAUGACUCUUGGUAA